Molecule: messenger RNA, 3347 nt
Organism: Didymodactylos carnosus
Lineage: Eukaryota; Metazoa; Rotifera; Eurotatoria; Philodinida; Philodinidae
Source: the annotation of a GenBank genome assembly
GUUAUCACUGGUCGACGUGGCCACUUGAAAUUUUGAUGAAAAACUGACAUUAUUUUUUAAAAAUCUCGAAAUCUCUAGCAGUUGUUAGGCCAAUCUUAGUGGACGAACUAGCCAUGGGUAUGGGUAACAUACCCUAUAGAAAUCGUCAAGUUUGAUUAACAACUGCAGGAGAACCAUACGAGACCAUUUUUUCCGUGCAAACGGUACAAAUGGCUUGCAAUUCACUCACAUAUAUCCCUUCUUCGAAAUUGAAAAUUCUGCUUAGCAUUAAAACACAAAAAUCCAUUAGAACACAUGAUAAUACCUCAGAAUUUUACUAGAAUUCUAUCUUCUUAGGAAACUUGUGAUUUGUUACAUACAUAUCCCUUCUUCGAAAUUGAAAAUUCUGCUUAGAACUUUGUUUUUCCGGCAGAAUUUAGUCAGAAUUUAGGCAAAAUUCUAACUCUCCAGCAAAAUUGUGUUUACCCUUAUACACAUUCCCUGCAUCAAAAUCAAAAUUCUGCUUAGAACUUUGUUUUUCCCGCAGAAUUUAGUCAGAAUUUAGGCAAAAUUCUAACUCUCCAGCAAAAUUGUGUUUACCCUUAUACCAUUCCCUGCAUCAAAAUCAAAAUUCUGCUUAGAACUUUGCUUUUCCAGCAGAAUUUUACUAGAAUUCUAUCUUCUUAGGAUAAAAAGCAAAAUUCUGUUUAGAAUUCUGCUUUUACAGCAGAAUUUAGCUGAUCUUAACUCAGAAGCUUUACCUGCUGAUCGAAGUACAGCAUCUUUAUUACCAUAAACAGUCAUUUAUUUAUUUUGAAUACCCUUUCAGAAUUCUGUUUCAAUUCUGCUGUUGCAAUCGUGUUCUGCACCGUAUCCUAUUAUUGAUUCUGAGGCACUAAGUUAGAUUUAUUGUUCAUGUCUGUUACGCUUACAGAAUUCUUAAGUUCUGCUUGUGAUGAAUUCUGCCUGGCCUCAUAUACUUAGGGUAAACCAAAAGUUCUGGCCAUGGCAUUUUAAUAUAAAAGCGUUAAGAAACUUUCUUUCUACAUAGUCUGAUAGAGAAAAGAAUGCUUUUUCUUCCUAUGCUAUUUGAUCAUAUUUCACCUAAUAUCAUGAGGAAUAAUAGAAUUUGGAUUAGUUUCGUUUUUUCUAUCGUAUAUGACAGUUACACUAAUGCUUAUUCAGUGGAAAUUUUUUGAAUAACUUUUGAUAGGAACAAGAUAGAGAGCUGCAGUUUUCAUCGUUUGAAAGAGGAAAUACAGAUGCAUCGAAUCAUAUAUGGUAAAUUUGUUGAUAGGAUUUUUUAAGGUUUUCAGCUAAACUUUUCGAAAACAAAUCUACUCCUUAAGGUGUUUACAGCGAAUUUUCUAUUGUCGGAUGUGUAUUCAAACUACCGAUGGAAGACUUACACGAUUGCAGAUGCUUUGAAUUAAUCAUUUCGAAGUUACGGACAUUUCUAGUCGAAGCUCUAAGUGAUUUUUUAGAUAACUUCUGUAUCAAAGAAUUUUUUCCGUUUUGUUUUUAUUAGGAAACCAUUUUUUCCACAUUUAGACAAUUGAUUAAACAAAGUUCAGACAACAUACUAGAAAAACGUAUAAUAUACGAAUAAAAUAAUAAUAAAAAUUAUCUGUAAAAUUUGUCUUCCCUACUCCCAUUAUUUGUAAAAAUUGUCUCUCCAUACUCCCAUUAUCUGUAAAAAUUGUCUCUUUCCACUUCAAUUAUUUGUAAAAAUUAUCUCUCCCCACUCGAACUGGCUCUAUCUACUUGAAUUUCGAAAUAAUGUAUCUAAAAAAUAUAUUACCAACAGCACGUCAAAUUGCAUUAAAACAUGAAAAUCCAUUAAAUUACAAUAAAUUGCAUAAAAACACAUGAAAAACCAUUAAAACACAUUAAAAUGCAUUAAAACACAAAAAUCCAUUAGAACACAUGAUAAUACGUCAAAGUGUAUCAGAAUAAAGACACGUUAAAAUCCAUUAAAACGCAUUAAACUACAUUAAAACACAUUAGAAUACAUUAUCAAAAGAUCUUUUAAUGAAAUCCAUUGCCAUAUAUUAAAAUCAAUCAGGAAUGCAUGAAAACAUAUUAUAUGUCUAAGAAUUAAAAAAUACAUUUUUCCAUAUAUAUAAUGUUAUAUUUUACCUGCAACUUAGAUUAUUCUUUUAUUUGUGUUUGACAAUGCAUCGUGCAAUAUUUUUCUUACUGAUGAUAGUGCAAUGUUGGUGUGAUGUAUAAGUUUCAAUAGAUCGAAUGAAAGAAGAAUAUUGUAUUAGUGUUGGUAAUAAUAUUUGGCUUCGUUCAUCUAGUACUGCUUUAUAUGUUGAUCAUCGAUGAUAUUCAUCAAAUGAUAGUUCUCUUCUUCUUAUUGAUACUCAUGUAUUCCAGGGUGAUGAUCCGAAUUUUGGUAAUUGGAAUGAAACUCAAUUAAUUUAUAAAUUAAAUCGUAGUGGAAUAGUUACGAAUGUAUCUACACAUAUUCGUCAAUUGAAUUCUAUUCAUCAAUAACAUUUCGUUUGAAUAUUGGUACAAAAGAUUUAACAAAUAAUAUUAAUCUUAAGAUGGAUCAAGUUCGUACUGUAUUUCCAUCAUUUAAAAUUGAACAAAUUGAUACAAAUGAGUAUCGAGGAUAUUUUACAUUUGAAGGUGUUAUGAUGGGUUAUGAUGAAAUGCAUAGAGAUAUUUGGAAAUCAUCAAAUACAGUUAUUAAAUCAGGUAUGGAAGCUGGACCAGUAGUACUUUUUAAUUUAACUCAACAUGGACAAAAUGAUGUUAUUAUUCUUUCGCCAUUUGUUCAAUUUAUGGCAACAUCAUUAAGUCAACAAGAUAAUAUAUUACAAUAUGGUGUUAUGGGUUCAAUAAAAACUAUUCCAGCUAAUUAUAAUCAUACAAUGAUUCUUUUUUAUUCAUCUAAUCGUAUUAAUGAUGCUUUACGUCAAUAUGAUGGUGGUGCUUAUUAUUAUUAUAAUACAGAAUCAGGUUUAAAUUAUGAAGAAACACUAUUAUCUGUUCAUAAAAAAAUAACACUUCCAUUUCAUUAUAUUCAAUUAGAUUCAUGGUGGUAUUAUAAAGGAUUAAAAGGUGGUGUAAGUCAAUGGAAAUCUCGACCUGAUAUUUUUCCUGAUGGCCUUCCAUCAGUAUAUCAUCAAAUGGAUAGUAUACCAUCAGCAGCACAUAAUCGUUAUUCGGCAUUAGAUACAGUUUAUUCAGAUAAAUAUAAUUUUGCUUUUGAUCAUAUCAAUGAAAUGUCUUUACCAAUGGGAAAUGAUUCACUUUGGAUUGAUUUAUUAAGUGAUGCGUCACAUAAUUGGGGUCUUAUUAUGUAUGAACAAGAUUGGUUACAUGCUCAAACAUCAAAGACCAGACACGCAUGA